Pseudocercospora fijiensis CIRAD86 is the source of this 1893-nucleotide messenger RNA. RefSeq lists its product as uncharacterized. The coding region runs from base 1 to 1041 and encodes 346 amino acids. NCBI's taxonomy places the organism in Eukaryota, Fungi, Ascomycota, Dothideomycetes, Mycosphaerellales, Mycosphaerellaceae. The record is from RefSeq and is a predicted model, not a curated record. Gene Ontology annotation, molecular function: oxidoreductase activity, acting on the CH-OH group of donors, NAD or NADP as acceptor. The transcript has 7 exons.
AUGGCCUCACAGUGGCCGCCUAUUCCGCCGAACUCGUUGGUCUUGGUGACUGGUGCGAACGGGUGGCUCGGCUCUCAUGUCACCGACCAACUCCUUGCGCUAGGAUACAGAGUGCGAGGGACAGUCCGGGACGAGAACAAAUCGACAUGGACGACCGAACUUUUCAGGAAGAAAUAUGGCCCUCAUCGGUACCAUGCAACCAUAGUCGAAGACAUGGCCCCAAAAGGCGCCUUCGACACAGCCGUACAGGGCUGCUCUGGUAUAGUCCACUGCGCUUCAGUCACAAACGGCUCUCCGGAUCCCACAGUCGUUAUAAUCCCCACGAUUGCAGGAGCCCUGAACAUUCUCGAAUCAGCAAGGCGCGAACCGUCCGUCAAAAGAUUUAUAUACACGAGCGCCACAGCGGCAGCCGUCAACAGUGGUCCUGGCGUCCGAGGAGAUGUGAAUAGUGACAGCUGGAAUAUGAGCUCCUUCUUCAGUGCCUGGAAACAUCCACCUUACACACAGGAGCGAGCAUGGGAAGUGUAUGCUUCGAGUAAACUACAGACUGAGCAGGCAGUUUGGAGGUGGUAUAGUGAGACGAGGCCUGAUUUUGUUGUGAACACUGUCCUCCCUUCGACGCUUUGGGGCAAAAUGCUCGUGUGUCCUCAGUGCCAGGGAUAUCCCACUUCUAUUGGAUGGUUGAAGCAGAUUUGGGAGGGGAAUGCUGCUGAUGUUGCAGCUUGGGUCCCACCUCAAUACUGCAUCGAUGUACAAGAUGCAGCUCUCCUUCACGUUGCUGCUUUGACAUUACCCGACGUCAUGGACCAAAGAAUCUUUGCUGCUUACACCCCUUGGAACGUCAACACGCUCUUGGAUUUGUUGAGGAUGCUUUAUCCCAAGAAGAAAAUCGAGAAGGGAGACUUGGGGGAUCAUGGAAUUGACAUGACGUUCUUUCGCGAGAUGGGGGUUGCUGAAAGGCUUUUGAAACGUAUGGGCAAAGAGGAAGGAUUCCGCGAUCUUGAGAGCAGUUUGGCAAGGUGUAUUUCCAGUUGGUCAUGAAGCGGUGGCAGAGUUGGGAUGUUGUACAAGGCGUAUGGACGCGAAGAUGGGCCGCGUUCGAGCGAUGAGAGCGGAGAGUGGCAAUACCCAGUGGUAGGAUGUAUGAAUUUGAUGUAUUUGUUCAUAGCUGUAAAGUAGUAAACGUCUGACCAAGAACGAUCGAUCACAACGAGUUCAGCAAAUGCCCCCAUACCUCCAGACUGUUGUUCGUUUGCUUUAUGCCAACCUCUCGCAAAGCAUACCAAGCACUUACAGCAAUACUAUCGAGAACCCGAAUUUCAUUACCUGCUUGCUCCUGCUCCAGCUCCAGAUCUGCCGCAUACGCGGUUCCAGGAUAAUUCGUGCAAGCAAUCAAGACAGCCUUCGUCUUGUCUGGGACAAGGGACUUCCUCACUACUGCUUUGAUAUCCUUCUCAGAACAUCUCGCAAUCUCCAAAUUAUUCCUUGGGGUCGGUUUCUGCGCCACAGCAGCAUGUACAUGGAAGCCUCCCUUUUCGAAGAACGCCUGCACCUUACUAGUAACUUCAUCCGUGUAUGGCACCGCAAUACUGACGUCCCUAAUGCCCAAAACUUCAAGAGCCUCGAUUGUUGCAAUCGUAUUUGUACUACAGGGUACACCAACAGCUUUCGUCAUAUCCUCUGCCAGUCGUCUGUCGUCGGCCAGAGUUCCGCCGGUAAACAUGCCGGAGGUUCCAUUCCAGAUGAUGUGGUCGGCUCCCGCAUCAGCCAGGAGUUGUGCUGCUGUGAUGAGCUUCUCUGAUGUGAAUUGAGAAGUCGUUUCUGCGUCUGCGGACAAUGUGAGGACUUGGAGACGGGUGAAGAGAGGGAUUAUGUUGGCUUGAAGGGAUUGCA